UUAAGAGAUCUUUGCAGCUUUGGGAGAUUUUGAGAGCACUCAGCUCAGAGCUGAUUUAGUUCAUUUUAUGUAUUUAUCUCUUUUUUUUUCUUUUGGCAAGCGACAUGCAGCAGUACGUCAGCCUCCAAAACCUUUCCAUAUGUUUCCAGCUCUUAAUGCUCUCCUGUCAAACCCAGGGGGAGAAUCAACCGUCUCCUAAUUUUAACCAGUACGUGAGGGACCAGGGCGCCAUGACAGACCAGCUGAGCCGAAGGCAGAUCAGGGAGUACCAGCUCUACAGCCGGACCAGUGGCAAGCAUGUCCAGGUGAACGGCAAAAGGAUCACCGCCACAGCAGAGGAUGGCAACAAAUUCGCAAAGCUAAUCGUGGAGACGGACACCUUUGGGAGCCGUGUGCGCAUCAAGGGAGCCGAGAGCGAGAAAUACAUCUGCAUGAGCAAGAGGGGGAAGCUCAUUGGAAAACCCAAUGGCAAGAGCAAAGACUGCAUCUUCACUGAGAUCGUUCUGGAGAACAACUACACAGCCUUCCAGAAUGCCCGCCACGAGGGCUGGUACAUGGCCUUCACGCGCAAGGGCCGCCCUCGGAAAGCCACCAAGAGCCGCCAGAACCAGCGGGAGGCACACUUCAUCAAGCGCCUCUACCGCGGCCAGCUGCCCUUCCCCAACAACGCCGAGCGGCAGAAGCAGUUUGAGUUUGUGGGGUCCUCCUCCCCGACGCGCCGGACGAAGCGCACCCGCACCCCGCGGCCCCGCACGUAGGGCCCUGCGCUUUGGAUAGUGCCACUCACCCCUGCUGUGCGGAGGGCUGAGCCGUCUCCGCUCCCCGCACACAGACCCAGGCUGCUGCCCCAUGCUGUAUGUAGGGCCGGGCCAUCUGCCUCCCCACACACAGAUUCACUCUGCUCCCCCAUUCUGUACCUAGGACUGUGUCACUUGCAUGCCCGGUGCCCACCACUACCCCAUGCUGCACAUUGCUACGCAUCCUGCCUUCCAAACGCGUCCAUACCCAUGCACACCCAUUGCCCCAGCUGUACAUAAGACUGUGCCCCCCAGCACCCUGCCACUCCCCAUAUUUUUUUUUUUUUACAAAGAUGCUCUAUUUUUAUACUUCGAUUCUGUUAGGCACAAAGAAAUAUUGACUCGAGGAGCAAGCGUCAGGUGUGGGGGGUUAUUUUUUGUAAAUAGAUGUCACCCCAGGCAGGAUUUCCCUUUGUUCUAGAGCACCCCUGUAACGACCCCCAAGAUUCAACACCCAUUGCUUUUCCUGCCCUUCUGUACAGCGACCCCUGCUGGGAGGGCAGCAGACAGCAACUGGUUUUGGAGACUUCUCCUUUUGACCCUGUUCUCAGCAUCAAAGGUGCUAACUCCACCCUGACAGCCAAGUUCCUGUGGGACCAAUCCUGGCAGCUGGUUGGGUUUUUUUAAUCCGCUACAUGGGCUAAGCUCAAAACUUCUGACUGGUGCAAUCUUUUAGACUGUGGGACAGUCUCCCCUUGCGGACGCAGUGGAACAAGACUGUUGACUGGACUGUAGGGAAGAAUCCUGCCUUGGGAUAGGGAUGAACUAACAGGACUUUUUUCUCCAGUGUGCAUGGAUGUAUCUAGCAAACAGACAGCUGAUAUGAAGGAGACUGUCUGUCUGCAUGGGUCCCAGGGCCAACAAAUCCAAGUGACUUGGAAGCCUGUGGAGCAGCAGAAGGGUUGAGGUCAUCCUGCCUUCCCAGAGGGGUGGUAGAUGUCUGUCUGUCUAUGGUACUUAGCUGUAGCCCCUCACAAUCUGUAAUAUAGUUAUCCUCGCAACACUCCCGGAAGGCAGGGCAGUGCUAGUAUCCCCUUUGUACAGAGGGGGAACGGAGACACAGAGAGACUAAGGCCUGGUUUAUACUUAAAAUUUAGAUUGACCCAUCUACGUCACUCAAGGGAAUGAAAAUAUUUGCACCCCUGAGCGCUGUAGUUAAACCGAUCUAGCCCCCAUUAGCGAUGUGGCUAAGUCGGUGGAAGAAUUCUUCCAUCAUCCUAGGAGGUGGAUUAUCUAGAUGGAGGGGGGGGAAAGCACCCAGUGACUGCCAUAUAGGUCACACAGGAAAGUCGGAGAAAGACCAGGGAAUUGAGCAUAGGUCUUUAGAGUACUGACUUAGCACUCUAACCACGGGGCCAUCUUUCCCCUCCUGGUUGGUUAUUACCCAGAGGGAAGAGGGUUCUAGGACUGAGGGGUGGGCGUUCCAGCAUGGAAAAGGUUGAGCACCACAGUUGCAGAGGCAAGAUCCCAGCACUUGUUUUCAGCUUGUCACAAGCCUCUUAUUUUAUUUAUUUUAUUGUAGGGUUUUAACUUCCCUUCUUCCCUCAGUCAGGGGCUUUCCUUUUGCUUCAAGAGACCAAAUUCCCAACCACACUCCCACUUUGGAAGAGAAAUAAAAUGAGGAACCCCCAUUUGACUAGCCAGGGAGCGACCUGGCCUAGUGUCUAUGAUUCCCUAUCAGGUAAAGAGAAACCACUUUUAGGGGUUUUUAAUACAUUCCAAUAUUUCCUUAAAGAGUCGACUGUUGUCGCUUUAGGUCUAAACAUUUAGACUUUGGGAUUUAAAAAAAACAAACAACCUAAAAUGAAUAAAAAUUAAUGUCUUGGGUGUUUUUUUUAUUUCAAGCACAGCAUGUUUUGGGGGCUUGUCUGUAUGUUUCUUUUGAGAUGUAAGCGUUGCUCUGCUGUACUGGGGACCCAAAUGCUGCAGCCGCAGAGGGCCGGUCUAGCUGCACUUCCCAAGUUGAGCAAAGUACAAAGAGUUAAAUAAAGUGCACACGUGGCAAAAAGCAAAUGAUUUUCCCUCCCCAGUGAUUUCAGGCAGAGUAAUCUUUGGCUCUAUUUCUAAAGGGCUGUCUACACAACAGACGCUGUGCACAGACCAGCCUAUCCAAGCUAGCUUUCA
Messenger RNA from Mauremys mutica (yellowpond turtle), 2921 nucleotides. RefSeq names its product fibroblast growth factor 17 (gene FGF17). Lineage: Eukaryota; Metazoa; Chordata; Testudines; Geoemydidae. Gene Ontology annotation, cellular component: cytoplasm. Gene Ontology annotation, biological process: positive regulation of gene expression; cell differentiation; positive regulation of protein phosphorylation. The record is from RefSeq and is a predicted model, not a curated record. Gene Ontology annotation, molecular function: type 1 fibroblast growth factor receptor binding; type 2 fibroblast growth factor receptor binding; growth factor activity. The coding region runs from base 105 to 758 and encodes 217 amino acids. The transcript has 5 exons.